ACCUCACCUCCUAUAAGGUUUCCAUGUGGUCCACCAAUAUUUUAUUGCUGUGCGAGGAGGACUUACCCUAGAAUUCUGGAGUCCGAAAACGUUUACAAAAGGUAACAGGAUUUCAAGAGCCAAAACACCUCGCUGAAUUGUGGAAUUAAAGUAGGAAUUCAGGAUGUCUGCAGGAAGUGUUCCCACAGGGGAGGGUGAAGACGACUUGCCACCUGGUUCAGUGGCAAUCAAAAAGAGAUCCAGGGUGCCGGGUGUUAUGAUCACACAGUAUGUGGAGAACCUACCACCUGGAAAAACUACCCCAGAUUUCACUAGAAAACCCACCGCCACAACCACCCAGGAAGGUAAAACAGCCUUCUUUAAAGCAGCAGUGACAGGAGAGCCGGCACCCACCAUAACUUGGGCACGCAACAAAGGAGAAAUUUCUGACCCAGAGAAAUAUAAGACAAGAUAUGAUGAAAAGAGUGGAGAAUAUAUUUUGGAGGUCCUAAAUGUGACUGUAGACCGAGCAGACACAUACAAAUGCUUUGCUACAAAUCCAUUUGGAAGAGCUGUUUCUACAGCUACACUGAAUGUUAUCGAGGUUGGAUUCAAGAAAAAGAAACCUGGUGCAACACAGAAUGACCCCGAAGACUUCAGAAAGAUGCUGAAGAAAACUGUAAUUGUGAAGAAGAGGAAAGAAAAACCAAAGAAAGAGGGAGAGAUUGACCCAAAGUUCUGGGAGGUGUUGCUGAGUGCCCAGAAGAAGGACUAUGAGCGUAUCUGUCGUGAAUUUGGAGUCACUAAUUAUCGUUGGAUGUUAAAGAAACUUAACAUGAUGAAGAAGGAACAAGAAGAAGAACAGGCGAAGGUUGUUGAAAAUGUUGAAAACUUGAAACAAAUUGAGGUAAAAACAAAUGGAAAAGCUGAAUUUGAAAUUGACAUGAAGCUCAAGGAUCCCAACAGCAAAAUUUUUCUCUACAAGGAUGGUGAAAUCCUUGACUAUGGUGAUGGCACUGAUAAGUCUUCCAAACACAAUAUGAAGAAAGCUGGUGAUAAAUACACUUUCAGCGUCAAUAAUGUUGCUCCAGAGGAUGCUGGCUUAUAUCAGGUGGAUGUUGACGAUGUCAACAUCUUCUCAACUGGUCUUGAAAUUCCUGAUGUGGAAUUUGAUGGCAUGUUGAAAGAUGCUAAGGUCGUUGAAGGACAGGAUGCUACAUUUGAGUGCAUCUUGUCUGGUCCUGUGGCAAAAAUCACCUGGUGUGCAAAGGAUGCCUCUGUUGAGCCUGGGGAUAAAUAUGACAUCACAGUGUCAGAGGACAUGCUCACUCACAGAUUAGUAGUGAAGAACUGUCAACCAGGAGACAAGGGCAUCUACACAGCCAUCGCUGGCAUCAAGUUAAGCAAAGCCUCCCUGAAUGUUAAAGAUGAUCCAAAUGCCCGUGGGAAAGGCCAGAGUGGUGCAGGUGAUGCUAAUAGCCUGGCUGAAGAACAGGCCAGGCUGCAGAAGGAAAGAGAUGAGGCAGCGAGGAGGGGCCAAGCUAAAUCUGGAUCUGGUUUAAGGGAUGGGUUCGGAGGAGAUGGAAUCAGUGGAGACGGAAGUGGGCAGACUGGGAUAGGGAGGGAUAAAAUGAGAAGAGAGGGAUUAGGAAAAGAAGGAGCAGUAGAUAGUUUAGGAAGAGAUGGAUUAGGAAAAGAUGGUUUAGGAAAAGGAGGAGCAGGAGAUGGUUCUGGAAAAGAAGGCUUAGGAAAAGGUGGAUCAGGCCUAGAUGAAUCUGGAAUAACUGGUUUAGGAAGAGGUGGAUCAGGAAGUGAUGGAACAGAGAAAGCAAGCAAAGGUGGAUUAGCAGCAGAUGGGUCAGGAAAAGAUGGUUUGGGUAGAAAUGGAAAAGAUGGAAGAGGUGGAGAAGGAACAAGUGGAGAUGGGUCAGGUGGUGAUGGGACUGGAGAUGCUAAGCAUAAGAAGCGCAUCAGAGAUGGUCCAUUGGUCCCUGACACUAUAACAGAACCUGGAGUCCACUUUCUCAGUGGAUUAUCAGACUCCACUGCCAAUACUGGGGAGUCUGCAGAAUUGACAUGUAAACUUAGCAGUAAGGACAGUGUGGGAAUUUGGUACAAAGAUGGUAAAAAGCUGGAAUCUAAGGAUGGUGUUACUAUUGUAAAAGAUGGACCCACUCAUAGACUAAUCAUCAAGAACUGUAAGGAGGAAAAUACAGGCACAUAUAAAUUUGAAGCAGAUGGACGUAAAUCAGAGGCAACGUUGCGCAUUGAAGAUCCACCAAAAAUCAAUGCAGAUGCCUUGAGUAAAUUUUCAGAACCUAUCAUUGUAAAAGCUGGUGAAAAUGCUAUUUUCAAGCUUCCAUUCUCGGGUAAAGAACCAGUCAAAGUGCAGUGGUUCAAAGAUGAAGAGGAGCUUUUACAUGGACCCAAUGCCAAAAUAGAGAGUUCCUCAACUCACAGUCGGCUAUUUCUCACCAAGUGUCAGCGUAAAGACACUGGAGAAGUCAAAAUCAAAAUCAAGAAUGAAUUUGCCACCAUAGAGGCAGCAUCAAAACUCAUUGUCCUCGACAAACCAGCUCCACCGCAAGGGCCUGUAGAAGUCGUGGAGAGUUCAUUGUCUGCUAUUGAGUUUAAAUGGAGGCCACCAAAAGAUGAUGGUGGGUGUCCUGUGACCAAUUACUACCUGGAGCGCCAGCAGGCGGGGCGCAACACCUGGACUAAAAUUGGAGACAUCCCUGGACAGCCCACCUACAGAGAUACAGACAUAGACCGUGGCAGGAAGUACUGUUACAGGAUCAGGGCCAAGAACUCAGAAGGCAUAAGUGACAUGAUGGAAACUGAUGACAUCGCAGCUGGCACACUGGCCUUCCCUGGUCAGCCUGCUUGUCCAAAGGUGGUCAGCGCAUUUAAGGACUGCAUUAAUCUGUCAUGGCUCGCACCCUCAAAUACAGGAGGAGGCAGUAUUAUAGGCUACAAUGUGGAGAAACGCAAGAAGGGCAGCAAUCUCUGGAGUCAAGUGAAUCCUCCAGAUGAACCAAUCAGAGAGAAAAAGUAUGCAGUGAAAGAUGUAAUGGAGGGAGGUGAGUAUGAAUUCAGAGUGGUUGCGAUCAACACAUGCGGUCCCGGAGAACCAAGUGGCCCCUCUGACUGUGUGUUCGCAAGAGACCCUCAGAAGCAUCCUGGGAAGGUCAAAGAUCUCAAAGUAACUGGCUCUAGUUACACCACACUAUGUCUGGCUUGGACCAAACCGAAAGCGAUGAAUGGAGUGGAAGAUGAAGCAAAAGGGUACUUUGUGGAAAUCAGACCCACAGACCAGCUGGAGUGGACCCGCUGUAAUACAAGCGCUGUCGUCCAGACGUCCUUCACUGUAGUAGGUCUGAAGUCCUUGGCCAUGUACUGGGUGAGGGUGAUUGCCACCAAUGAGGGAGGAGAGGGACUUCCACAAGGGUUUGAUAACUACGUCAUUGCCAUGCCUCCGCCUGUAAAACCGAAAUUCACUGACCGUAAGAUGAAAAGUUUUAUGGUUGUGAAGGCUGGAAACACAGUGCGGGUUAAUAUACGCUUUGAGGCUUCUCCUUUACCAGACAUCACUUGGCUAAAAGAUAGUGUGCCUGUGGCCAAACAUGUAACAAUUACUAAUUCUGAGAAAGGUUCUCAGCUGUUGAUUCCAUCAUCUGAACGCUCUGAUACUGGCAUCUACACCAUUAUUGUGAAGAAUAUGGUGGGUCAGGACACCUUCAAUGUUGAAAUCAGAGUUACAGAUGAGCCCAUGUCUCCAGGUCCAGUGCAACUUGAGCAGAUUGUGGAGGGAACAGUAACUCUCAUGUGGACUCCGUCUCCUGAUGAGAAACGAGAUGACCGGCUCCACUAUAUGGUGAUGAAGCGGGACUCUGUCAAACGUACCUGGCGGACAGUAGCAGACCACCUCUUCAACCAUAAAUUUACCGUUGUUAAUAUCAUGCAGGGGAGAGAGUAUAACUUCCGUGUGUUUGCUAAGAAUGAUAUGGGGCUCUCUGAACCAUCUGAGUCUCCAGCAUGGGGAACUAUCAAAAAGAAAGAGAAAUUUGUAGUAAACUUGCCCAAAUCAAAGAUCCUGGACUUCCGGUCAGCCCCAAAGUUUACUGUCCCUCUGAAACUACACGCAGCUCCAAAGGGCUAUGAAUGCUACAUGAGCUGUGCUGUGAGUGGCAACCCUAAACCCCACGUCACCUGGUACCGCAACAACAUCAGCCUCAACACAAACACCAACUACUACAUCACCAACACGUGUGGCGUCUGUUCCAUGCUCAUCCUGAUGGUGGGGCCCAAAGACACAGGAGAAUACAGAGUUGUGGCAGAGAACCCACUGGGCAAGGUUGAGUGUUCCACCCAGCUCACAGUCAGAGAAUAGAGGAAGUCAAACAACAAAAGAAGACAAGAAAAUGGAUCAGAUAUCUACAGGUUGUUUGUGUUCUGCAUUUGCUCUACCCAGACUCAUUUUUCCUCUCUAGCUUAUGCACGAUCAACAAAAACCUAAACAGUGAUUGUGAGUGUCUUUCAUGUGUGUGCAAACACCAAAUUUCUCUCAACAAUGGAAUGAAGCUCAUGUCAUUUUAAUGGCUUUGCUUCAAAUAAAGUCAUCAUUAAAUGGUCAUUUAAAAGUGA
This is a messenger RNA of Colossoma macropomum (tambaqui), 4623 nucleotides long. RefSeq names its product immunoglobulin-like and fibronectin type III domain-containing protein 1. Gene Ontology annotation, molecular function: protein binding. The transcript is spliced from 25 exons. NCBI's taxonomy places the organism in Eukaryota, Metazoa, Chordata, Actinopteri, Characiformes, Serrasalmidae. The record is from RefSeq and is a predicted model, not a curated record. The coding region runs from base 164 to 4369 and encodes 1401 amino acids.